CACUGGCUAUCGAAAACAGCCCUAUGGCCAUAGCUAAACGUAACAAAAAAAAAAAGAAAUUAGCUGUCAACAAAACGUACGGCGAUGGUGAAGUUGGGCCUCACCGGCUAUCGAAUACAGCCCUAUGGCCAUAGAUAACAUAAAUGGAGAGAAGAGAAGGCCCAAGGUGAAGGAGUGGAUUUCGUAAAAACGAAGCCGAAACCAACAAUUCCAGGGGACGUUUUCUUCUUCCUUAAAAAGGGAAAAAAAGGAAGUUUUGUUUUCCUUUCCAAUUUCCCCCUUUGAAUUUUCAUUUUGAAAACAAAACGAUUGGCGUCUUUUUUGUGAAACGAAGUAGUUGCCUUUCCAAACCCAUAUAAUUUCUUCAAUUCAUCUUUCGUUUUUUUUUUCAAAAAUAUUUCCUUCUAAUUGUUGCAUUGGACGAAUCGGGAUUUGUAUUUGGAAAAUAUGGAAUCAAAUUCAUACACAUUUUAGAUCACUGGGGGUAACUUUUGCGUUUCAGCUCAUCAUUACCAACUUACCGUUCUGGAUUUUACGAAAUUUUUUUUAGAUAAGGGUAAAAAGCUUGCACGUGCCGCACGUGCGCUGAGUCAAAUUUUAAAGCCAACCAAUUAACCAAAAACCAUUUCCCUCCUCUUCCCGCCUUAGUGGCGCGUUUGUAAUCCCUUUUUCAAAUCCCGCUCCAUUUUCCCAAGAAAAAUUGAAAAAGGAGGCGAUAAAACGAAGAGAAAAUUAGAAAAAACUAGAGCACCGAAGCAGACUGAGAGAGAAACCGAAGAAAUGAUAGGCGAUAACUCCUUUUCCAAAACCAUAUGCUCCAUCUGCUACGAAGAUCUCAAACCAAUUGUCGAAGAUCUGCAAUCCAUCUCCAUUUGUGGCCACGUCUUCCACGAGCUCUGUUUACAGCAGUGGUUUGAGUACUGUUCGAAUUCUACCAAGAAAUACAACUGCCCUGUAUGCAAGCAGAAAUGUGCAGGGCACAAUGCGACUCGUCUUUAUUUCCAAUCAGUUGGAGAUCAAUCCGUUUCGCUUUGCUCCCAAAACUUGAUCGAUCGCGAAGAAGAUGCAGAAUCAUUACGCGUCGAAGUGAAGAGGUUGCUGGUCAAAGUAUCGGGGCUUAGUUCCACCUUAGAGCGUCAAGAGAAGGAACACAAUGAGAUCAACGAGGAGCUUUGUCUUUGCAAGGAGCAGAUAAAGAAAGAAAUGACAUUGAAGAAUGAGGCCUUAAGAGAAAAGGCAUUCAUUCAACAAAAGCUCAAUUCUAAAUCUGAGGAGCUUAGUAAAUCGAAUUUGGAAUGUUCAAGGCUGGAACAAAGAAAUAUGGCACUAGGGAAGGAACUUGCCGUACUAAAGUUGGUGUCAGAUUUGGACCUGGAGCAAGAUGAGAUUUUAAAGCUUGCCUCACUGGGGAAUGAAGCCAACAGCCAAGAUACAAUAGAUAAUCUGAUUAGGUCAUUGGCCAGCCAUAAAAAGAGUUACAAAGAAUUGAUGGCCAAGUGCAAUCUUCAUGGUAGAGGUGAAGCUCGUUUGCAGAAGAAACUUGAGAAAGCAAAAGCAAAGAUAGACAAACUGAAAACAAGAAUCCAGGAACUGGAAACAUCUAUUGAAGUGAAAGAUAAUGAAAUCUUGAGGGCUCUUAAAACUUCAAAGAAGACUGAUAAAGGGGUUAUUCUGAUGGUAGAUGAUAAUUCCAAUUCUUUAAUUGCCAAAAAUUCAUCAAAAGAACAUCAGAUUCAACAAUCCACUUUAACUUCAAAUAACUUGGAUUUAAGUGGAGGAUCACCCAAAGACUCACCAUGCUCAACGAAUGAAAACAUCCAUUUUGGUAGUCCUAUGGUUACAAAUCAUGGUAGGGAAGGACGUUCAAGUGCUGUGGUUCUUGAUGAAGUGAUAAAUCCUUUAAUGGGUGAGGAUGCAUUUAGACGUUCAAGUCCAGAUUUGAAAUGUCACCGUGAGAAUAUUGUUCAAGAGCCUGCAACAUCAAUGUCAAAGGCAGUUUCUGAUGUUAACGGAGCUGGCAGGCCAGAUAGCUUGAUUGGAUUUUAUGGUUCUAGAACUUGUUCAAGUAAUGAUAAGAAUGCUAAUCUUGCUCCUGCCACAAAGCCCAUGUUCAACAUUAAAACAGAGACUCCAUUUUCACUUCCACUUUCUGAACAAGGGAAUAUUUGUUUCUCUGGUGGAUUGCUAGGUCCUGAUGGAACAAAAUGGCAUUUAGGGAAAUGGUGCAAGCGUGGCAAGAUGCUUGGAUCAAUGCCCACACAAGGUUCAACUAAAAGUAGUGGUGAUUUAAUUACUGUUGGUGCUGAUGGGAGAGGUGGUAGAAUUAAAGUUAUGCGAUCUGUGAAUCAAUCUUCAUUGGAUAAGGAGAAUUCAGUUAGUGCAAAGAGAUUAAAAUAUGUGGCCAAAGCAAAUAGUUUGCAGUCUCAAGGAUGCUUGCAAAUAGAGCACUUCUUUGGAAAGGCCCAUUACUGAUUGAAAGUUGAAGGCACAGCCCACGGUAGGUCUUUGAAGACUCCUAUUCAAUUUUUAUGACCAACAAGAACAGCAAUUAUAUGCUAACUGACAUUAUGGAGUUCACUGCACUCUAGAAUCUAAUAAGGCGGCGGAAUGGUUAUAAUUUAUACCAAACUGCCGUGUGAAGAAGGUUAUCAAAUAACAUAGUAUCUAGGAUUCCAUUGGUAUAUACAACUGAGUUAAUUCAUUACUAACAUUUAACCUUAAGAUAAUUAAGUUCAUGAAUUGUUAUUGGCCGAUUGACUGACCGGUUAAAAGCUUUAUGUAAUUUUCUUCCGUAGUCUUUUCAUGCGCGUUAAUUCUGAUAGUUUGAUUGGGUAAAGAAUUAACUAGCUUAAAACAGACCCUUGUUCUGCAUAAAUCAAGUCAAAUUUUGCUGUGUUCUGAUGCAGUGGGAAGCUAGGUUUCAGCAGCCUGAAUAGAUGGAAAUGAUGAACCGAGGCGAAGAAAAUUUGCUUGUAAGCGAAAAUAAACCAGUUCAAAAUUUAGUGUUUCAUCUGUUUGAAGUAGGUUAAAUACGACUUAAAUAGUUACCUCGUGCCUGCUUAUUUUCCGUUGAAUGUCUGCCCUAGGUGACAUGGGAAAAUGUGGUCUGCGGCUACUAUCCUGUCAAUGAAAAACAUUAUUUUGCUGUCGUUUGCUUCUUGGCUUCCCAAGUGCCUCCCAAGUUUGACACCAGUCACGCGUGGAUCUGGAUGGAUUAGAUAGACUGAGACAUGAAUUGGGGAAUUUAUUGUUUCUUUGCGUGAGAAUUUCGAUGGCUUUAGAGGAAACGUUUUCUAACAAAACUGGUCUGCCAGUCCUAUUCCUAGGUCUUAAAACAUGUCAAUUUGCUGUCUUAUUCACUAAGCAUGUGUUGCUGAUUUCUCUAGAUUCGGCCUUCACAAACCUUUACCUCAUAUUGCCAGUAUUGGAUUUAUUGUCAAGAUUCAUUACAAUUGCUGAAACCCUUUUUUAUGUAUCGAGAUUAGUUAAAAGACCACAAAUUUUUUAUGGCAGAUUGACGAUUCCAGAACAAAUACCACCGCCAUAGCUAGAAAAAAAGAUAACCCUGAGCGAAAGUGAGAAUGAAGUACUGUCGAUAGUGAUACUUUUUUGAUAUAUAGUUGAAAAAUGUAGAAGAUUAUGACUGUAUUUAUGCUCUUGAUAUAAAAGACUUAGAACAAAGAUUAUUUGAAGGUUGCCAAGUCCCUUUCCAUCAUUCAGAUAUUUAUGGCUGCCCCUAGAUUAACGCCAAAUUAGUCUUCCGGACUGCCAUGUUGUCGAGGGUAUUUUUUUGCACCAAGUUUUUGGUGGACUGACUCAUGAAUUUUCAUUGGAA
Molecule: messenger RNA, 3835 nt
Organism: Durio zibethinus
Lineage: Eukaryota; Viridiplantae; Streptophyta; Magnoliopsida; Malvales; Malvaceae
Source: RefSeq, a predicted model, not a curated record